Messenger RNA from Pipistrellus kuhlii (Kuhl's pipistrelle), 1632 nucleotides. It is a transcript of the gene STC2, whose product is annotated as stanniocalcin 2. Gene Ontology annotation, molecular function: hormone activity. Gene Ontology annotation, cellular component: extracellular region. Gene Ontology annotation, biological process: intracellular calcium ion homeostasis. The record is from RefSeq and is a predicted model, not a curated record. The transcript is spliced from 4 exons. Lineage: Eukaryota; Metazoa; Chordata; Mammalia; Chiroptera; Vespertilionidae. The coding region runs from base 97 to 987 and encodes 296 amino acids.
GAAAGUGAGAGGAGGAGGAGCGGCCCAGGAGGAGGCAGAGGGGGAGGGGAGCACAGAGAUCCCAGGUCUCCGGCGGGAGGCUUGCCCCCGGGAAGGAUGAGUGCGGUGCGGCUGGGCCGGCUGGUGACCCUGGCUCUGGUGCUGGCCGCCUUGGACCCGGCGCGGGGCACCGACGCGACCCACCCGCCCGAGGGCCCCCAGGACCGAGGCUCCCCGCAGAAAGGCCGCCUGUCCCUGCAGAACACAGCGGGGAUCCAGCACUGCUUGGUCGGCGCUGGCGAUGUGGGCUGUGGCGUGUUUGAGUGUUUCGAAAACAACUCGUGUGAGAUCCGGGGCCUGCACGGGAUUUGCAUGACUUUCCUGCACAACGCUGGAAAAUUCGACGCCCAGGGCAAGUCCUUCAUCAAAGACGCGCUGCGCUGCAAGGCGCACGCCCUGCGGCACCGGUUCGGCUGCAUCAGCCGGAAGUGCCCGGCCAUCCGGGAGAUGGUGCUGCAGCUGCAGCGCGAAUGCUACCUCAAGCACGACCUGUGCGCGGCCGCCCGGGACAACACCCGCGUGAUGGUGGAGAUGAUCCACUUCAAGGACCUGCUGCUGCGCGAGCCCUACGUGGACCUGGUGAACCUGCUGCUGACCUGCGGGGAGGAGGUGAAGGAGGCCGUCACCCACAGCGUGCAGGCGCAGUGCGAGCAGAGCUGGGGCGGCCUGUGCUCCAUCCUCAGCUUCUGCACCUCAGCCCUGCAGAGGCCGCCCACCGCGCCCCCCGAGCGCCACCUGCAGGCGGACCGGGCCAGGCCCCCGCGGGCCCACCACGCGGAGCCCAGCAGCGGGGAGACCGGCCGAGGCCUCGCCAAGGGCGAGCGGGGCAGCAGGAGCCCCCCGAACGCCCACACCCGGGGCCGGGCUGCAGCCCGGGGGACACAGGGGAUCUCGGGGAGCAGCGAGUGGGAGGACGAGCAGGCGGAGCACGCUGACAUCCGGAGGUGAGGCCGGAGGCCUGGCCAGGAGACCGUUCCUCCACGCCGUCCGGGUCCUCCUCUGUGGACACCCCAGGGCCUUUGCCACGACGGACAGACAUGGAUGCCGCGCGCAGGACCAGGAGGGGCCUGCGGACUGGAUGCCGGGGGGGCAUCAGUGGCAUCAGCAGGCGGCAGAGACUCCCCAGGGCAGCGAGGACUCGGGGGGCCAGCGGGGCCCGCACUUGCGCCUUGAGGAGGGGCCGUGCCACGUGCGCUCCGAGCUCUGUCCUCUCUCCGUGCGCAGAGCACCGGGCGCCCGGGGGUGGCGGUGGCCCCCGGGGCUGGACCAGGCGGGAGGCGGCGGGCUCCAGGGCAGGCAGGGGCCUGGAGGCCUCGCUGGGGGAGAGCAGGGUGCAGAGGAGACAGGGGCCCUGUGGGUGCCGGGUGCCAGAUGGGAAUGGAGCGUCUUGCACAGGGCCUGGAGGUCUGGAGCUGCUUUCCAGGGGAGGACGAGGGUUUCAGGGUCACUUCUGAGCCGGCGGGGGAACCCCGGCCGAGGGUGAGGCCCCUGGUGAGUGCGUAUCGUAACCACUGCUUCGAGUCUCGAUUUCACUUCUUAUUUAUCUAGUCACAUCUACCUAUCUGUCAUCCAAAUAAAUGGCUUUCAAACCAA